Molecule: messenger RNA, 2017 nt
Organism: Globicephala melas (long-finned pilot whale)
Lineage: Eukaryota; Metazoa; Chordata; Mammalia; Artiodactyla; Delphinidae
Gene: DNASE1L1
Product: deoxyribonuclease 1 like 1
Biological process (GO): DNA catabolic process
Cellular component (GO): nucleus
Molecular function (GO): DNA binding; deoxyribonuclease I activity
Source: RefSeq, a predicted model, not a curated record
AUGGCCGCCCUGGAGCCAGGAGAUGGGGUGCGCACUGAGAACCUAGCGCAGACGGGAGAAGCAGCCGCGAAGCCCCCGCACCCGCCGGAAAGCGAGCCUGCGACGGCGCCGGGCUCUACCGCCGUCUGUCGCAAAACGCGCUCGGGCCGCUUGACGGCAGCGGGGGCGGGCCCGCGGGCCGCGUGGCCCCGCCCCGCUCCGGAGCAGCGCGGAUUUGAGGCCGCCCACCGGCUGCAGCACGUAGGUCCUGCCAACGGGGACAUUGCCCCGAAGACCGCACUACAACCAUUCAGUAAGGACCCAUCGGCCGCCCGCAGACACCGCCUGAGUCCCCCACUUGUCCCAGCAGCGACAGUGCAGGACCCCCACGGGGCACUGAGCUGCCAGCGCUCUAAUCUCUCAGGCAGACGUUGUGAUUCCGUGGGGAGUCGCGAUCCGCUCACAGCACAGGAAGGUGGUGUGGAGACGACCCGUUCUGCACAGCGGCUGACGCUCAGCAAGGUGGCCAGGGAGCCUGUGCUGGACACCUUAGUUCAGAUCCUGGCUCGCUGUGACAUCACAGUGCUGCAGGAGGUGGUGGACUCUACUGGCAGUGCCAUCCCACUCCUGCUUCGAGAACUCAAUCGAUUUGAUGACUCUGGGCCCUACCGCUUCCUGAGCAGCCACCUGCUGGGGCGUGGCACGUACAAGGAGAAAUACGUGUAUAUCUACCGGUCACACAGGGCGCAGGUCCUGGAUUCCUACGUGUACGACGAUCAGAAUGACCUCUUUGCCCGGGAGCCCUUUGUGUGCCGGUUCUCUUUGCCCAGCAAGGUCCUUCCCAGCCUGGUGCUGGUCCCACUGCACACCACGCCGAAGGCCGUAGAGACGGAGCUCAACGCCCUGUACCACGUGUUUCUGGACGCCUCCCAGCGCUGGCAGAGCGAGGACGUGAUCCUGCUUGGGGACUUCAACGCUGACUGUGCUUCACUGACCAAAAAGCGCCUGGAUGACCUAGUCCUUCGGACUCAGGCUGGCUUCCACUGGGCCAUCCCUGAUGGCGUGGACACCACGGUGCGGGCCAGCACCCACUGCACCUACGACCGCAUAGUGCUACACGGGGAGCAUCUGCAGAGCAUGCUGCGCGGCGCAGCCGCCUUCGACUUCCCCCAGAGCCUCGGGCUCACCGAGGAGGAGGCCCUCAACAUCAGCGAUCACUACCCCGUGGAGGUGGAGCUGAGCUGCGCGGUGCACGGGGCCCAGACCCUCAGCCUGGCCGCUCUGUUACCGUCACUGCUGCUGCUCCUGUCCCCCCAGCUGGGCCUGGUGGCCUGAAGCCACCGCAUGCCAGCUGCCCAGUUGCGAGGACUAUGCCGUUUUCUGGACUCAACCCCCCCGUUCUAUCCUGCCCUGCCACUCCUCUAUGCCCUGCCACUCCUCUAUGUGCCUUUGCUUUGGCCUGUGCUUGGCAUGAGAAUGUGGAAGAGGAAGGCAGGAGCCCUGAGGCUGGAACCACGCCACUCUAAGCCCAGGUAGUGUCAGGAGUGAGGACAAAAGGCAGGCUCCAGGGCUGGGGUGGGGGAACGAAAAUCCCCCAUGCUGCAAUGAAGAUCCCACGUGUCACAACUAAGACCCCGAUGCAGCCAAAUAAAUAAAUAUUUAUUGUAUGCCAAGACCAUACACGCUGAGAACAGAAAGCUCGAUUGCAGGGAUAUUACAUGUGUGUAGCAGACAUGGCAAAGGGUCAUCUUUAUCAUACGUGGGACUCACAUGAAGCAAGACCCGACUAGAUACAGGGACGGAGCUAAACAGUUCACACACACACACACACACACUAAGUAGUCCACAGGAAAUGUUUAAGUUCAUUGUAACCCAGCUAGCUGCCCUGACACCUCGGAGGCUGGUUACCAACCCUACAGGUGCACACAAAGCAUCUGCAUAAACCACUUAUAGUAUCUACAGAAGUCACCGUGCAUGCAACCCCCCAGGGGAAAGGAAUACAGGAUACUACAGCCGCAGCAACAAUGACCCCACUUAG